Drosophila novamexicana is the source of this 1040-nucleotide messenger RNA. RefSeq lists its product as uncharacterized. NCBI's taxonomy places the organism in Eukaryota, Metazoa, Arthropoda, Insecta, Diptera, Drosophilidae. The coding region runs from base 100 to 1029 and encodes 309 amino acids. The record is from RefSeq and is a predicted model, not a curated record. Gene Ontology annotation, molecular function: DNA binding. The transcript has 2 exons.
GAACUAGAAAAAUUUAACCCAAGCCAACUCGGAGCAACAUAAUUGUGUUGAUUGUGCGCGUAUGAGAAAUAAUCAAAAUAACAAACAUCAAAUGUAAUCAUGGUUGGCCGAAAUGCCAAAGCGCUGUCACAUUUUCACCGGCUAACCGAAUAUAUUGUGCAAUGUAAGCACUGCGACAAGACCCUCUCAUCCAAACACACUUCUUCCAAUUUGACGCGCCACUUAAUCAGGAACCACAAACAGUUGGCGCGAGCAAUAUUUGCCGGUGACGAGGGUAAAAUGCUAGCGGAGCUAAGGGAGGAAUUGAAUGCACCAGAUCCGGAACCAGAUGUACACAUGGAGGCCAAUCUGGGAGAGCGGGAAACAAAAACGGCGGUGCGCACCAUCAUUGACAACCAGGUGCGCCAGGAGCAACAUCAUCAUGCCGAACGCAAUAAAGUGAUUGGCAAAAAUAAUAAGCUGUGGGCGCACUUUGUGCGCAUAUCCGAGUUUAUGGCCAAAUGCAAGCACUGCAGCAAAACAUUAUCCUCGAAACACUCGUCGUCCAAUUUGAUGCGGCACAUCAUCCGGCGUCAUCAUAAUUUAUCCAAAAACCUCAGCUACUCGCAACACAGCCUAAUAUCACCCAAAAAGGAGAUAAUGCAAGCUGAGGAGCGUAGGCAAUUGGAUCCAUUGGAAAAGGUCGACUUUGACGAUGUGGAUAGCAUCAUUGAGAAGGUCACGGAUCACAUGGAAGAUGAGUUUACUUCGGUUUCACUUCAGGGACCUUUCUACGAAUACGUGGUGGACAAUUCGGACGUGAUGGUAUCCCGACAUUGUGAUGAGGAACCAUCGAAUAUGGCCCAUUCGAUGGAUCACCAAAACGACACAAAUUCACUUGGUGAGACAACGACCCAACUGGAUGAGAAGCUAAAAGCGGAAACAAUAUAUUACAAUGAAAUGGCCGAGCUGGCCAGAGCCAAACGGCGAUUAAUUGAUCUGCAGACCAAGAAGCUUUUACUUGACAUGAAUGUUGUUGAAGGCAACUAAAAAGCAUGAAC